Messenger RNA from Nannizzia gypsea CBS 118893, 390 nucleotides. RefSeq lists its product as hypothetical. Lineage: Eukaryota; Fungi; Ascomycota; Eurotiomycetes; Onygenales; Arthrodermataceae. The record is from RefSeq and is a predicted model, not a curated record. The transcript is spliced from 2 exons. The coding region runs from base 1 to 390 and encodes 129 amino acids.
AUGGCACCAGGUGCCAGCAGACGUGAUGAGCAACUCAUGGAGAAGUGGUUAGCCUCAGAAGAGGUUAAAGACUAUAUGGCAAGCUCUGUCAAAUGGGAAGUAGCUGCCUUACCUAGCCGGAAGAUUAAAUGCAAACAGAGAUUUGCUAAGCUGUUCUACGAGAUAGAACCUCCACAUACACCGCAUUGGUCUAGAAUGGAGUUACCAGGACCCCACAGCCGCGGCUCCCGCCCCCAAUCUCGAUGGGAGCGUGUCAAGAUUUUCUGGGGUUCGCUUUGCCUGUGCUACUGGCAGUGGCUUAUUGGGGGAAAUCUAGGUAAGGUUUUUCUAAUACUGGCAGCCAUCAUUGGCCGUAUCACGGCCAAUUUUACGAAAAAAGGCCUUCUAUGA